UGCCAGACAUUUGAACAGUUAAACUUCACAGGUAAACAGUCAUCAUCUCCCGUAUCUCUAGCGUCAGAUGUUGAGUACUCUGACCUCUGUCUGGCAGAGUUGUUUGACGAGGACAGACCCGAUUCACCAGAAUCAGUCAUUUUAGAUGAUGAAACCACCAGUAAAUAUUUGACUAAAUAUAGACCAUUGACACCGGAGUCACUGAUAUCUGAAACAGACUACUGCUUAUUUUUCUCAAAGUGGCUUGAAGAAGUGAGAGCCUUCUCUCCUGAAUCUAUUUCAUCACUCGAUGAAUACAGGCUGCUCUCCCCUGACUCUCCAGUUCCACAGUAUGAAAUUCCAUUGACUAUCUCAAUGCACUCCACUGGUAUCCAAAGCUUAUCUCCCAUUUCUGCAAUAUCAGACAGUGAGAGCGAAGAGUAUUAUCUGGAAGACUUCUUCCUUGAGGACAGGCCUUCAUCUGAGUCUAAUUCCUUCACUAGAGCCCUUACUCCUGACUCCCCUGUACCUCAGUUUAAUAUGUCUACAGUGCCUGCCAUUCAGUGGAACAGAUCUGCAUCUCCUCACUCAGCAACAUCAGACAUAGAGUACUUUGAUACCAACUGGAACUAUGAACAAGUGCCAUAUGAGGUGAGACCAGAGUCCCCUCUAUCAGGAUCAGAUGAGGCAUUCAAAAAUGUGGUUGGUGAAUGUGUGAUGGCACUACGACCGCUGUCACCUGAUUCUCUAUCCUCAGAGUCUGACUACAAGCUGUCUUUCCUGGAGCAUUGGUUGAAAGAGCUGAGACCAUCCUCACCAGGUUCUCAUACGUCAUUGGAGUUUAGACCUCUCUCUCCCGACUCUCCUAUUCCUCAAUAUGCUAACUAUUUGCCUCAGAACAUGUUGACAGGAGCAGUUAAAAGUGAUCUGGGCCCAUCACCCGUACCAACAUUAUCCGAUAAUGAGUCCUGCUUUUCUUGGGAUUAUGAUGAGGGUAGGCCACAAUCUCCUGAUUCAAUCAUAGAUGAAAGUAGCCGUCAUCCUAUAUCUCCAGAUGCUGCAGGCUUUGUGAUUCGUAAAAACUUUCCAAACUCAAGAGAGCCAUAUGAUACUUCCUUAAAGAGGGGGCCGGGAUCAAAAUCUCUUGAGAGUCAAAUGGGGCCACCAGUAAAAAUCAUGGCCUUGGAAAGUGUUGGGGCAGUCUCUGCUGACAUUUCAUUUCCCAAAAAGUUUAGAUUGGUAUACGAAACCGUACCAUGCAAGCUGAUGUCCCAUAUGUAUGACCCACCUUUUAAAGGAGAACAUCUCUGUACUAAGGCGGGAAUUUUUGAACGAAUACUUGACACAGAAAGAACAACAGAAAGAGAUGAGACAGAUGAGUGUAGUGAUCAAAUCCAAAUGAGUGAGGAAGUUCAGGCUACUAUUGUUGUUGCUGAAACUUCUAGUGACUUUACAAGUAAAAUGAUACCAGAAGUGCUGUCAGUACAGUUGUCAAGCUUAAAGUCCGAAAUAAUGAUUUGUCGUCAUGAUGAACUUAUCUCCACUUUGCCAUUGCAGUCCUCGGAGUCUGGACAACUAGGAAAGCAAUAUGCUUUUACAUCUGAUUCUGAGUCCUUACUUUCUAAAUCAUCUUCUGUCUACAGAUCACCAUCAUGUCAAUCGGUAAUUUCAGAUAGUGAUGGAGCCCUCUUAUCUGUAGAAGAUUUAUUUGUAGAUAUCCGACCAUCAUCCCCAGAAUCCUUUACAUCAGUUGAUGAGAGCAGACCGCUCUCUGUGGAUUCUCCAGUUCCACAGUACGAAAACUUUCUGGACACUUAUAUGUUAUCAUUUAAUGAAUACCCAUCUUCCCCUCCUGAAUCUGUAUCAUCAGAGAUUGAAUACUCUGAACUUGGUAUUGAGGAACUAUUCAGCGAGACCAGACCAGAUUCACCUCAGUCACAGCCUCCAGACUAUGAAUCUGAAAAUCGAUCUCUUUCUCCAGACUCCUUAAGUGCAUCUGAAGAUUAUGCUGAGGAAUUUCUGGAGUGGUGUCAAUUGUUUAGGCCACCUUCACCUGAAUCUUUGGCUGAAUUGAAUGAGUUCAGGGCCCUCUCACCCGACUCACCUGUCCCUCAGUACAAAUGUCCUUUGGCGGUUAGUAUAACUCACUCCGCACAUCUCAGGAGCACAUCACCGGCAUCUCUAACAUCAGAAAACACAGAGGAAGAGCUGUAUUUAGAUUUUUUCACAGAGAGAAGGCCCAUGUCUCCUGAAUCCCCUAUUCCUGAAUAUAUUCAUUCUACAUGUGACCAGCUGAUAUGUUCAACUAGCAGAUCAUCAUCUCCCGUAUCUUUAGCAUCAGAUAUUGAAUACUCUGACCUUUAUCUUGAGGAAUUGUUCCAAGAAGGGAGAAUAGAUUCACCGGAACCAUUGUGUUUAUGUGAUGAAGGUAGAUUCCUCUCACCUGAUUCACCUAUUCCUGACUAUGGUAAUGUGAAAUUUGAGACGUCAAUCUACACAGGAAGUAGAUCAUCCUCUCCUACAUCACCAAUCCUAGACAUUGAGUAUUCUGAGUUGUGUCUGAAUGAGUUGUUCAAUGAAGACAGAACGUGGUGUCCAGAUUCAUCAUAUUCACCAGAUGCAUGUAGACCUCUGUCUCCUGAUUCACCUAUUCCUGAAUAUGGCUGCCAGACAUUUGAACUGUUAAACUUCACAGGUAAACGAUCAUCAUCUCCCGUAUCUCUAGCGUCAGAUGUUGAGUACUCUGACCUCUGUCUGGCAGAGUUGUUUGACGAGGACAGACCCGAUUCACCAGAAUCAGUCAUUUUAGAUGAUGAAACCACCAGUAAAUAUUUGACUAAAUAUAGACCAUUGACACCGGAGUCACUGAUAUCUGAAACAGACUACUGCUUAUUUUUCUCAAAGUGGCUUGAAGAAGUGAGAGCCUUCUCUCCUGAAUCUAUUUCAUCACUCGAUGAAUACAGGCCGCUCUCCCCUGACUCUCCAGUUCCACAGUAUGAAAUUCCAUUGACUAUCUCAAUGCACUCCACUGGUAUCCAAAGCUUAUCUCCCAUUUCUGCAAUAUCAGACAGUGAGAGCGAAGAGUAUUAUCUGGAAGACUUCUUCCUUGAGGACAGGCCUUCAUCUGAGUCUAAUUCCUUCACUAGAGCCCUUACUCCUGACUCCCCUGUACCUCAAUUUAAUAUGUCUACAGUGCCUGCCAUUCAGUGGAACAGAUCUGCAUCUCCUCACUCAGCAACAUCAGACAUAGAGUACUUUGAUACCAACUGGAACUAUGAACAAGUGCCAUAUGAGGUGAGACCAGAGUCCCCUCUAUCAGGAUCAGAUGAGGCAUUCAAAAAUGUGGUUGGUGAAUGUGUGAUGGCACUACGACCGCUGUCACCUGAUUCUCUAUCCUCAGAGUCUGACUACAAGCUGUCUUUCCUGGAGCAUUGGUUGAAAGAGCUGAGACCAUCCUCACCAGGUUCUCAUACGUCAUUGGAGUUUAGACCUCUCUCUCCCGACUCUCCUAUUCCUCAAUAUGCUAACUAUUUGCCUCAGAACAUGUUGACAGGAGCAGUUAAAAGUGAUCUGGGCCCAUCACCCGUACCAACAUUAUCCGAUAAUGAGUCCUGCUUUUCUUGGGAUUAUGAUGAGGGUAGGCCACAAUCUCCUGAUUCAAUCAUAGAUGAAAGUAGCCAUCAUCCUAUAUCUCCAGAUGCUGCAGGCUUUGUGAUUUGUAAAAACUUUCCAAACUCAGGAGAGCCAUAUGAUACUUCCUUAAAGAGGGGGCCGGGAUCAAAAUCUCUUGAGAGUCAAAUGGGGCCACCAGUAAAAAUCAUGGCCUUGGAAAGUGUUGGGGCAGUCUCUGCUGACAUUUCAUUUCCCAAAAAGUUUAGAUUGGUAUACGAAACCGUACCAUGCAAGCUGAUGUCCCAUAUGUAUGACCCACCUUUUAAAGGAGAACAUCUCUGUACUAAGGCGGGGAUUUUUGAACGAAUACUUGACACAGAAAGAACAACAGAAAGGGAUGAGACAGAUGAGUGUAGUGAUCAAAUCCAAAUGAGUGAGGAAGUUCAGGCUACUAUUGUUGUUGCUGAAACUUCUAGUGACUUUACAAGUAAAAUGAUACCAGAAGUGCUGUCAGUACAGUUGUCAAGCUUAAAGUCCGGAAUAUGAUUUGUCGUCAUGAUGAACUUAUCUCCACUUUGCCAUUGCAGUCCUCGGAGUCUGGACAACUAGGAAAGCAAUAUGCUUUUACAUCUGAUUCUGAGUCCUUACUUUCUAAAUCAUCUUCUGUCUACAGAUCACCAUCAUGUCAAUCGGUAAUUUCAGAUAGUGAUGGAGCCCUCUUAUCUGUAGAAGAUUUAUUUGUAGAUAUCCGACCAUCAUCACCAGAAUCCUUUACAUCAGUUGAUGAGAGCAGACCGCUCUCUGUAGAUUCUCCAGUUCCACAGUACGAAAACUUUCUGGAAACUUAUAUGUUAUCAUUUGAUGAAUACCCAUCUUCCCCUCCUGAAUCUGUAUCAUCAGAGAUUGAAUACUCUGAACUUGGUAUUGAGGAACUAUUCAGCGAGACCAGA
Molecule: messenger RNA, 4541 nt
Organism: Clupea harengus (Atlantic herring)
Lineage: Eukaryota; Metazoa; Chordata; Actinopteri; Clupeiformes; Clupeidae
Exons: 2
Coding region: 355-4137 (1260 amino acids)
Source: RefSeq, a predicted model, not a curated record